This is a messenger RNA of Homarus americanus (American lobster), 5233 nucleotides long. Its product is annotated as gastrula zinc finger protein XlCGF8.2DB-like. Bases 923 to 2005 code for a protein of 360 amino acids. The record is from RefSeq and is a predicted model, not a curated record. The transcript has 3 exons. Gene Ontology annotation, biological process: regulation of transcription by RNA polymerase II. Gene Ontology annotation, cellular component: nucleus. Lineage: Eukaryota; Metazoa; Arthropoda; Malacostraca; Decapoda; Nephropidae. Gene Ontology annotation, molecular function: DNA-binding transcription factor activity, RNA polymerase II-specific; RNA polymerase II transcription regulatory region sequence-specific DNA binding.
AGUGGAUCACAUCCUGAUCAGUCAUAUGACCAAUCAUGUCUUUCGUCACCAGUUAACGUUAUCAGUGACGUCACCGGUGAGAUUAAUAAUCACACCAUCAGUCAUGUUAACGAUUGUCACCAGUUACAUCACCAAUCGUUCACACAUGUCACCAGUCAUAUUGCCAGCUCAGUCAUGUCACCAAUCAUGAUAAGCUUAAUAAUGCAGCCAGCACUCAUGUCACCAUUUUUGUCAUCAUUCAUGUUGUCAAUAGUCAUGUUAGCAGUCAUCGUGUUACCAUCUCAGCAGGUAUGUCACCAUUCUUAUUGCUAGCAGCCAUAUCAUCAUUUGUUACCAAGUCAUGUCACCAUUUAUGUUGCGAAUUCGUGUCAUUAUUCACGUUAUCAGCAGUCAUGUCAUCAGUCAUAUCUGUGUUGUGGGAGUCAAUAUGAUAAACAAAGACAGUAAAUAAAGCAACAGUGACUAAACUCCCCUAACAUCUACCGCUCUACCUUAAGUUUAUAUAUAAUUAAUCACCUAACAAUCAACAAUUAAUAAAGAGAGAUAUUAGAUGUUUUAAAUCAUUCAUUACUUCACAAUCAAAUCAUUAGAAUUUAUUUUGAAUUUUGUUAUGGGUGAGUUUAUGAACGGUGCUCCAAAAACACAACUCCAGAAUUCACUCUCUUUGUACAUCAGGAAUUUGGAUAACAAAACUCAAUGCAGGUACAGUCCUGGACCGAAGUUUGUGAUAGAAUCAAGGUGGAGAGUGCAAAGUCCACUCCACCUUUACUGGAUGGUGGGUUGCUGUCAGUGCUGCCACACAUGAAAAACAAAGUUUACCAGAUUCGUGUCUGAAUCUUUCCAGAUCGCUUAAAAAAAAAAUUCAAGACAAAUAACUGAACUUUGAUCAUCCAACUCCGAAGUGAGAGAAGUGGAACUGAGAAUGUAUGAACCUUCGUGCAGCAGAGGGGAAGUGUACACCUGUGAGGACUGUGGUAGACAGUUUGCUGACAGACAACAGUUAAGGGAACAUUUGGUGCUCCACAACAAGGAAGAGUUUGACUGUGACAUAUGUAAUAAACCGUUUCCAACUAAGGAGAGGUUGCAGAGACACAAGAGAAUACACAGUGAUAAGAAAUAUGUGUGUCACGAGUGUGGAAAGAUAUUCAGUGUGAAGGGUUACUUACAGAAACAUCUGGAAGUACACAGCAAUGAAAUGUUCAAAUGUGAGGAUUGUGGUAAGUUUUUUACCCUGCAGCGAUCUUUGCAGAGCCACAGGCUUCUGCACAAAGAGAAAAAAUUUAGUUGUAAUGUAUGUGGCAAAUCAUUCCACAAAGAGACUGGAAAGGGAAGUCUAGACAUGCACAUGCAGCUGCACGGUGAUAAAAAGUUUGGAUGUAAUGUGUGCGGCCUGUUGUUCAGUGUGAAGGGUUAUCUACAGAGACAUAUGCAAGUGCACACCAAACCACACAAAAGAUUUGAAUGUGACGAGUGUGGUAAAUUGUUUACGCGGGAAUAUUAUCUUAAAGAUCACAUGCGCGUACACGGCGAAAAAAAGUUCGGAUGUCUAGAGUGCGGGAAAUUAUUUGUCCGGAAGGCAAACCUCAGAGAUCAUAUGCUGAUACACGGGGAGAAAACAUUUGGCUGUAGUGUAUGUGGUAAGCUGUUCAGCCUGAAGAAUUAUCUCAAGAAACACAUGCAAGUGCACAACUCUAACUCUGGUUUUCAUGACAAUAAGUAUGAUGUUAUGAAAUUUACUUCUCAAGAUGCCAAUAUUGCCCCUGAUGAAUGGGUGGACCUGCUGCAGGCCUCUCCCUGUGAGUCACCAACACCCCUGGAGCUGGAGUGUAUGGGGGAGGUGAAAGGUAACAAACAAAAAACAUAUGCCAAGAGAAAUGCUGGAAGAGAUGAUGAACUCCAGAAGGUGCUCAUCAAGGCAGAAGAAGGAAAUGAAGAUGAUUCUCAGCUACAGUUUAUCAAGAUGGAGUCGAGAAGUGAAGACGAGUCGGACAAAGUUUACGAGUGAAGACGUAGACGAUGAUGAUGAACCACAGACUGACCUUCACUAAACACGCAGAAGUAAAGGGUGGCCGACACUGCUGGGGUGUGAACCUUUGUUUAUAAAAACUAUAAUCCAGGAGGAAGAAAUAAAUGAAUGUAACUUGUGCAACAUUAAAAUCAAAUAGAGUUUAUUCCUGAAAUUACCUCUAAGAUAUUCCCCACACAUACAACCACCUGCGAAGAAGAAUGCCCCCUUGAAGAACCUGCACCUUGAUGAGAUACAGCCUAUGCCAUAACAGGUAUCUGACAACUUGGAGGUGUACUGAGACAAAAGGUAAUCACUCACCACCCUAGUCAUUGUACAGAACUUAUAUUAUGUGAGAAGCUCUUGAGAUAUAAUGAGGAUAUGAUUCAUAAAGCAUGGUUGAGAUAAACUACAUACUAUUCAAAUAACUGGUUGGUCGAGAAGCUUUGAGAUUGAACCAUUGGAAGGACUGAAACAGAGAGAGAGAGCACCAAACAUUGACUUAUCAGCUCAGCACCACGAGCAGUGUACCCAAUAUUUCAACCUUGUGACGGCUGUGAUGACCCUAGCAGUUGACGGCCAGGAAAUCAACAGAAGAACCAUGCCAUUGUAAAUACUGUUUGCUUAAUUGACGUAGAAGACAACAUGGUCUUCUUACCAGAUUAAAGGAAUUUGCCUCAACACAUAAAUAUUAUACAGUACAGUUCUCUAAGCUACCGAGAUGCUGAUACCCUCCCUGUACAGUAUUGCACACCUGAUGGUACAGUACAGUACAACCUGUCCUCACAACAAUCUCUCAUAUAAAUAUUACCAAGGAGUAAACAAUGAGUGACAUGUAAACAAGAUAUCCAUAGUGAUAAAGAGGAUGACUUACUAAAAGGUUAGAGGCAAUAUGAAACCCACCUGGAUGAUUGAGGGCUUCACACCUAACCUUCUCUACCCGUGUGACCAAAGUUAGAGCCUGGUUGAUAAUUUACUCCACAGUAGAAGGAACAAACACUGGUAUUGAGAGGAGAGUACAUUUAUACCCUGUAAUUUAAUUUAAUAUUCAUAAGGGAAGAUCUUAAUAGAGGCAGUUAUAAGAGAAUACAGUAACUACAGUAGAGAAAAUAUGUAUUAGCAUUUGCCAUUUAAUGUGUUAUAAUUACCUACCAGGAGUUUUGCAAUACAUACACUAGGAAUAUGUAACUGUUGUAAAUAUAUUUGACUAAUUUGUGUUUUAAAUUUUAUGGGUGGCUGAAUAUCUGUGUUUGACUGUCUGUAUAAUGUCUUUUUGUUCGUCUUAGUAAUAAUAACUGCUGUAUGUCCAGGUUCUAAUAAAUGACGUUAUGAAUAUGAAUUUUCGAACAUUGAGAGACUGAUUAAAUGAAUGUGUCUAUGGAGUAUUGAGUUAGAAUAAUGAUUACAGAUGAUAAUGUAUGAGUGUACUAGCUUACCUGGGAAUGAAUGAGUGUACUAGCUUACCUGGGAAUGAAUGAGUGUACUAGCUUACCUGGGAAUGAAUGAAGAGUGUACUAGCUUACCUGGGAAUGAAUGAAGAGUGUACUAGCUUACCUGAUAAUGUAUAUAUGUGUGUGUGUGUGUGAUAGUCAAUAUGUUUUCUUUAUCUUUAGUGAUGAGUGCCCAUUUUACUGCUGAAGUUUGUGGUGGAUAGAACUACCAGUGUCUUGCUUAUAUAUUACUAUAUGUCAGUACUACAGUUUGUAAAUAUAUAUAUUGUACAGGUAGUUAGAUGUACUGUACACUCAUGGGGGGACAUUGUACUACUGAUAGCUAAUUUAAGAGACCAUUGAACGAGUUGUUUCUAAAUUAUUGCAUUCCAUGUAGUCGAAUAAUCUUUUAAUAAACUGUGUCAUGGUAAGUUUAGCGACCCGCCUGCGUUAGUGUUGUAAAUAUAGGAUGACGUACCCUUGUAAGAUGUGUUUUAGCCCUUAUAAGUGAGCCAUUGAAUUGUGUGUUUUAAUUAAUGAGUUCCGUGUAGUUGAGGAGUCACCAGUGUAAGCUUUAGUGCUGCACCUUCAUUAAGAGUUGUAAUAUGUAAGGUAGGAGGUAAAACUUGGCUCUUCAAGCAUCAGGUCUUGGUACUUUAUCGUGUAGAAGGGAUAAAAUAUUGUGUUAGGGUUAAAAAUGAUGAAGACUUAAUUCUCUUUCCUGUGUUGGUAAAGACUUUUCUAGAUUUGCGUCCGUGAUGAAAGGAUAAAACUUUUUCAAAAUUGUAUAAUAUGUAAUUUUUAUGGUCAAAAUGAAAUGAUAGAAUUUUGGAUGUGCAGUAAAAUUAUGUACAGUGGGUUCCCGGGUUACGAAUGGGUUCCGUUCCUGAGGACGUUCGUAGGUCUGAUUUGUACAUAGGUCAGAACACAUGCUAUAUGUAUACCGUACAGUACUUACAAAACAAUGCUUAAAAUCCCACUAUAUCAUAGCCUAAGUCCUUAUAUACAUCUAAAAUCACUUAAUUAAGACAAAAGAAGAAAUAGAAUGACAAUACUACAGUAAAUGAAAGUAAAAAAUAAGUCAUCAGGUAAAUAAAAUAUUGUAAAUUUCAAUUGAUCUCAUUCGUAGUCGCGAGUGUUGGUAAGCCCUGUAUCGUACCCUACCUUUCCAUCCCACCAAAAUAUUCAUAAAACAAUUAUCUAUGGGUAAGAACAAUCCCAAAUAAUCUACAGUAUAUAUUGUACAGUUACCUGUAUCAUAUAUUAAUUAUCAGACAGUUUCAGUUUUUGUAUAUCUGCUGUACUGUAUUACUGUAUACUUUGAAAUUUACCUUUGUAAUUUACUACAUAAAGGAAGGGAGGAGGGUGUUACUGUAUACCGUGUUUUAUAUCUGACCAUUUUAUAUUGGGUGAAAAUUCUAUCUUAAUAUAUUUUUGAAAAACUGAUUUAUGCUCUCUAAAAACAGUAAUGAUGAUGAUGAUGACAAUGAUGAUGAUGAAGAUGAUGAGCCCAAGUUUGGCAUUAAGGAAAUAAUUUUAUUACCACAGGAAAGACAAGUAUUUGUUUUCAUUUUAAACUGUAGAUCAGUAGUUUAUUACAAGAUGAAGGGAGAGAAAGUCUUAGUAGGUCUAGCUUCUGUGCCUGAAGAUCCAAAUUAUACUAACUGUAUAAAUAUAACAAGCAACACAUAUUUGAACAGUAUACAUUAGUCUGUCUUGGAGAACAAUUUAUCAACUUACUUUGAUAUCAGUGAGUUGUAUGUAGUCAGAAAUUCAUUAAUAAAGAUUUGGAAGCCAA